Messenger RNA from Cryptococcus amylolentus CBS 6039, 3573 nucleotides. RefSeq lists its product as hypothetical. Gene Ontology annotation, biological process: regulation of DNA-templated transcription. NCBI's taxonomy places the organism in Eukaryota, Fungi, Basidiomycota, Tremellomycetes, Tremellales, Cryptococcaceae. The transcript has 3 exons. Bases 936 to 3317 code for a protein of 793 amino acids. The record is from RefSeq and is a predicted model, not a curated record. Gene Ontology annotation, molecular function: DNA-binding transcription factor activity, RNA polymerase II-specific; zinc ion binding.
UCGUGCCCCGUCUUCCUCCAGUCCCAUACUCUGCUUCCAGGAGAUGUCCCAGUAGCAGCCACGCCACACACACCCCCCCGUGACCCGUCCACGUCAACCACUGCCAGUGUCACCUACUGCUUGUCCUCCCGGCCACCGCCUCCCUUCUUCCCCUACCACCGCUCCCAUAUCGCUGCUUUCCACCUGAUUCCACCGUCGUUCACCUCCCCUACCACCUGGACCACCCCGCCACUUUUGUCUGUACCGUCCUCCCACCCAGCGCAUACUCGGACACAACGCGUGAUCUUUUUAUUUCCAAAAGGAGUACGCCUCUGCUUGUUUCGCGUCACAAGGUGUAUCCCACCGUUGAGCGCGUCCUCGUCUGCAUUCUACCAUGGGUGGCGACCACAAGUGUCCUGUAAGUGCUCUCCCGUAUCUUAGUAAUUCCCAACCCUGGCAUCCUUGGGAAAGAAGGCGCGGCCGAUCAUCCUUUCAUAAUGCGAAGGCUAUCUUAGGACGACUGACUGAUUGACUGACGGCGGUCACAGCUCUGUUCAGCCACAUUUACUCGACCCCAGCACGUCGGCCGGCAUCUUCGAGCGCAUACCGGCGACAGACCUUAUGCCUGUAAAGAGUGUCCUCUCAAGUUUGCUCGAAGCGAUCUCUUAUCCCGUCAUGUCAACAAGGCUCAUCGCUCGCCUGAUGCUGGCCCGGUCGACAAAAAGCCUGCAAAGAAGGGAAGACGCAAGUCGGUACCUGCAUCUGCGCACUCCAGUCUAGAUCGAGAUAAGAUCAUUGCAGAGCAGCAGCAACAGCAGCAGCAGCAAGAUUAUCAGCGUCAGCGGGCCUUGCAGCAACAGCAGCAAGCGCAUGCGCAACAGCAACAGCAAGCUGCUCGUGAACGAUCACGAAGCGAGAGCCACGUCAUCCAACAACCCCAGCUUCAAGCCCAACGCAUGUACCCGCAUCACCCCCUCCUCGCUGUCCAUCCCGUGCCUCCCGCUCAACCUGGUGGACCGCAAGAGUCGUGGAACACCAACCCGAGCGGGUCCGUGGGUACGUUCGGGAUGAUGACCAUGUCGCCUCAACCCACAUACGGCCCGAGCGUGGGCAGACCGAUGCCUGUCAACCCGCCGGUGCAUAGUGCCACAUAUCCUCUCCAGCCAGCUUUCGACCCGCCCUUCACUGCGCAGCCGCUCAAAAUGUCAGGUCCUAUGGAUCAGCAGAUCCCUUCCCAAAGCAUGUACGAGUGGGAUACGAAGAAGAGGGCAUGUGAUCAGUGCAAUCACUCGAAAGUGCGAUGCGACUUUGCCGACCCAUGCCUCCGAUGCAAGCAACGCAACCUGACUUGCUCGUACCGCAAGCCCCAACGACCUUCCUCAUACAUGGGUCCGCCCUUGCCUCCUGCGCAAGUGGCGCCGUUCCCCAGCAGCAGCCCGUCAAACAUGUCCAUCUCCAGCAGUACUCAGCCGUCUCCGCAGUUUACGCAAAUGCAGAUGCCUAGUAUCGCCCCGACAGAGCCGGUCGCCUAUCGCAAACCGUCAGUGUCGUCUUUACCCCCCAAUUUGGGGAAUGUACCGAAUCCGAACCCGUCACCUGUCAUGUCGCAUGGCCCUGCACACGGUAUCGGCGGCUGGGACUCUUUCCCGCAAACGACAGUGGGGGGUACGUGGCCUCCGAAUAUGGGAGGGCAACAGUCUCUGUCGUACGCGGACAACACUGCUCCUGGGAGUAUUACGGGCCAGGCAUACAAAACCUCUCCCAACUCGCUCGACGUACCUCUUCCUGCUCCGGCGUCUCCUAUACCUCCCAACGCAAACGCGAGCGGCAAGAUCUCACCGGGUCGUAUGGGAUUGUUGCAAACGCCGUCGUUGGUGAGCAAUGCGGGUAGCCCUUCCGAGAUGGAUGAACCCGCCGAAAGACGGGGGAGCCAUAACUCUGCAAUUAGUGCGACGUCUACUUUCGCUCCUGCGCCGUUCUGGACAAAGGGUAAAGGCUCAGAGGGUACACUCGGUUUCCAGCCGAAUAUACCCGACAUUCACACUCAUCAAGACAUCUCUCCGUCGCAUUCGCAAUCCCAGCUGCCGUUCCUCGCAGGUUCGGGCCCGCAGCUGAACGACCCCCAGGGGCAGCAGCAAUGGCAUCUGCGAAACAGCUUCUCCGGCGGGAGCGACGAUACGAGCUCCAUCUUGUCUUCUUCAGUCACGUCGAGCUCCAUGUUUGACCCCAACUCCUCUGUAUCUGGUGCGAGUGCCGGGCAUCAACCGGGCCACGCCAGGAGGAGGUCGAGCCAGACUGCCUGGGCGCACGCUUUGGAGCAGAUGACGCUUGGGGAGUCGCAAAAGCAGGCUCUCGCCGCGAGGAUGCGCGAAGGCAGCGAGUCAGCCGUUUCGGCCCAUUCGGACCUGUCGCCUGAAGGCGGUAGACAACCUCUUCAGCCCCAGCCGGAGGGACAGCAAAUUAUGCCGACAUUGUCAGAUGUAAAGGAUUUGUGGAAAGUGUUCAUGUCGGAACCUAUGGACCUUACCGGGCUUGCGCCUGUGGCGGAGGGCGAUGGGUCUGGGAUGGACUUGGACCAUACACACGAGAUCACCCCGAGGCCAGGGCUGGGCAAGAGGACGCUGUCAAAGUCCAACUCGAUGCCAGACUUGCAGUCGCCCAUGAUCAACGGCCCCAACUUCUUCUCCACCUUCUUGAACGGCAUGACGCCGAAAGCGAGUGAAGCGCAUGCGUCGCAAUCUUACAUUGGGGUACACGUGCCUUCGGAGCAAGGGCACGGACAGGGCCAGCAAGAAGGGGGUGGGAGUAUCCCGGAUAUUGGGAGUUGGAAAGAUCAGAUCCAGCAGAGGCAGUCGUCCUUCUCGCUCGGUGCGCCUGGCAAGAGCAAGUCGAAGGGCAGCCAGAGCGCGUUGCCUCUCGAUGCCGCUGUGCCACUGCCGAGCCGACCGUUGCCGAGCGUCGUACAGCGUACAGCACUCGACCAGACGCUCGCGCCAGAGAGGAUACCCAGCUUUGGCCUCACACCGGGUCUGGAAAUGUCUACCAACCCUCACCUCGCAUCCAAACUCUCGCAAUCUACCACUCCAGCUCUUGCAGGCGCCGCUGGACUGACAUCGGCCGAAGCGCGGGGGGGGAACAAGCGCAUGGCGAGUUUAUCAUUGGUGAAUGAUCAUGGCAAGCGUGCGAGUUUCUCGGUGUGGGGAGAAGAGGAGCCGGUAGGGAGGGAUGAGGAUGUGCAGGAUCCGGCGACUGAGGAGCCCUUAUAUGCGGGCGCGAGGGAGAAAGGGCCGUUGUCGGGGCAGCAGCAGGGUUUGGUGCAAGGUUGGGCGGCUGCUUAGUCUCAAGAGGAUGGUUUUGUUGUAAGCAAGCUGGUGUUGAUAUUAUCUGAAGAAACCUGAGUCGUUGAGUGAUACCCAUGGCUUUCUACAUAGAGUCUCCCCUUCUCCCGUUUCUCUUAUCAUUGCGUACCUCACAACUGUAUCAAUAGUCUCUAGUCAUAUUUAUCAAAAAACCAACACUGUAGCGUAGAAGUAAAGAAUGGAUCGUGAUUCGAAACCUGCUCAGCAUAAUGUUUGUGUCCGUAUCUAUAUAAAG